This is a messenger RNA of Pieris napi, 2173 nucleotides long. It is a transcript of the gene MICU1, whose product is annotated as calcium uptake protein 1 homolog, mitochondrial-like. Lineage: Eukaryota; Metazoa; Arthropoda; Insecta; Lepidoptera; Pieridae. The transcript is spliced from 11 exons. The record is from RefSeq and is a predicted model, not a curated record. Gene Ontology annotation, biological process: mitochondrial calcium ion homeostasis; calcium import into the mitochondrion. Gene Ontology annotation, cellular component: uniplex complex. The coding region runs from base 192 to 1652 and encodes 486 amino acids. Gene Ontology annotation, molecular function: calcium ion binding.
GUUUAAAUUCAGUUAAGUGGUAGUCCCAAAUAAAUAAAACAAUAAUACGCAAAUUCAUAUUUUUUUUAUUAGAAACGUUAUUGUUGUACUUUUCAUAAAUUUUAAGUAAAAAUGUUAUGAAAAUAUCGUUAUUUUUAGUAUACGAGGGACAAGGGAAGACAUUAAACUAACAAAAAACAUUUUUUCAUAAAAUGUAUUCAAUAUUUUUGAAAGUUCCUGUAGGAGCGUUGAAAUCCUUCAAUAACACAUCAAGAGGAACAAUACUUCCAUUGGUUAGAAACAUUUACAAUCAACAAGGGCUUGGUACAUCAAGGUCUGAAUGUAAGACACAUACCCAUGAAGAUCAAAUUAAGAAAAAUAAAUUAUUAUUAUUUUCUUUAUUAUUUGGAGUCAGUACUUUUACAAUUUAUAAAACAUGGUCACAAUAUAAUAUUUUUCCAUCAAUAAUUGCUGCUGAACAAGUAGCAGAGUCUGAGAGUGAAUCAGAAAGUGAGAUGGAGACAAGGAAAAAGAGAUUUAGAAAAGAGAAAAUAGGCUUUAGAGACAGAAAGAUAAUUGAAUACGAGAAUCGAAUGCGUCACUAUUCCACUCCGGACAAGGUAUUUCGUUAUUUUGCCACUCUCCAAGCGCAACAUCAUGAUCAACAUGAGGUCUUCAUGACUCCGGAUGAUUUUCUACGCUCUAUGACGCCUGGAGUUAAACAACCAGAUGGUUUGGGCCUUGAUCAAUACAGAAGAUAUGAUCCGAAGAACGUCAGUGAGACUAUAAGCCAACGUUUGAACUUGGACCUUGAUGAAGAUUCUAUAUUUUACAAGCUGGGAUCCUCUGGAUUGAUCACGUUUAGUGACUACAUUUUCCUGUUGACUGUGCUUUCAACGUCCCGCCGCCAUUUUGAAAUCGCGUUUCGAAUGUUUGAUCUAAACGGUGAUGGCGAUGUAGACUGCGAGGAGUUUGAGAAGGUGGCUGCCCUCAUUCGACAGCAGAGCAGCAUUGGAUCACGGCAUCGCGACCAUGCUAAUACUGGCAACACUUUUAAGGGAAUAAACUCAGCAUUAACCACCUACUUCUUUGGACCGAAGCUCAAUGAGAAAUUGACUAUUGAAAAGUUUUUGGACUUCCAACAUCAGUUGCAAAAGGAAAUACUAUCUUUGGAGUUUCAAAGGAAGCAACCAGAUGAAAACGGCCGUAUAACGGAAGCAGAUUUCGCGGAGCUGUUGCUGGCCUAUGCCGGAUAUCCCGCUAAGAAGAAAGCCAGGAUGCUGAAACGUGUUAAGAAAGCAUUUCGCGACCACGGCGUCGGAAUAACAAAGGACGACUACCUAAAGUUCUUCCACCUCCUAAACAACAUCAACGAUGUGGACACGGCACUUACGUUCUACCACAUAGCGGGCGCGUCCAUCGACCAGCCGACGCUCCGACAUGUCGCCAACACCGUGGCCCACGUGGACUUGGAUCCUCACGUCAUUAAUGUGGUCUUCACCAUAUUCGAUGAGAAUAUGGACGGACAACUAAGCAACCGAGAGUUCGUGGCUGUGAUGAAGAACAGGUUGCUGCGAGGUCUGGAGAAGCCGAAGGACACUGGAUUCGUCAAACUCAUGUAUUCGCUCAUUAAAUGCGCCAGAGACACAAAACCGGCAUUACUCGAUUUUUAAUAAAUUAUAGAAUUAAAAAUAUAUAUGUCAAAAUUUUUUUAUUACUUAAUAAAUUUGAUUGUACCCUCAUAAUAAAUUUUCCAUACAUACUGUAUUGGUCUUUUACCUUCAAAUAUGGUCACGGACCAUGUUAUAAUACAUUAUGAUAUUCGUGUUUGAGUUAAAUUAAAUUUACUAUGAUUCUAUUUUAUAUAGAAAUCAAGUUAUAUGUUAUUGUAAACUAACUAAUAUUUUAAGUGUUACUUAACAUUUAACUGUAUGCCAUGUUUUAAAUAAUAAUAAUGCAUUUAUAAAAAGUAUAAUUAAUAAAAUAUUGUUAUCUCCACCUAUUUCGUAUAACAUAAAGACAGAGAAUCUAAAACGAAAGAGAAAAUUAUACGUUUUGUUUGUAGUAAUUCGUCAAACGAAACGACGCAUCGUAUCGAGUAUCUGUGAUUGGCCAUCCUUGGCCAGCCAUCUUGUUUCCAAUCGAUGAAUGUAGGCGCGCUCUGAUCGCAGGUGCUGAGACCUGAAAGAUGGUG